UUGGACAACAAAGAUGGCGGCGGGGAGCAGCAACUACUGGGAAGAUCUCAGGAAACAGGCGAGGCAGCUGGAGAACGAGCUGGACCUGAAGCUGGUCUCCUUCAGCAAGCUCUGCACCAGCUACAGCAGCGGCCGAGACGGAAGGCGCGACAGGUAUAGCUCUGACACAACUCCUCUCUUAAAUGGAUCAAGCCAGGACAGGAUGUUUGAGACCAUGGCCGUGGAGAUUGAACAGCUUCUGGGAAAGCUGACGGGGAUAAACGACAAAAUGGCAGAGUACACCAACAGCGCGGGCGUGCCGUCCCUGAACGCGGCGCUGAUGCACACGCUGCAGCGCCACAGAGACAUCCUGCAGGAUUACACACACGAAUUCCACAAAACCAAAGCAAACUUCCUGGCAAUAAGAGAAAGGGAGAAUCUGUUGGGAUCAGUACGGAAGGAUAUCGAGUCGUAUAAAAGCGGGUCUGGCGUGAACAACAGAAGAACAGAACUAUUCCUGAAGGAGCACGAGCACCUUCGAAACUCAGAUCGACUGAUAGAAGAAACAAUAAGCAUUGCCAUGGCAACUAAAGAAAAUAUGACUUCGCAGAGGGGGAUGUUGAAGUCAAUACAAAGCAAGAUGAAUACCUUGGCUAACCGGUUUCCAGCAGUGAACAGCCUGAUUCAAAGGAUCAACCUUCGGAAACGACGAGACUCCUUCAUUUUGGGCGGCGUUAUCGGCGUCUGUACCAUCUUACUGCUCUUAUACGCUUUUCAUUGAUGGAUGUUUCCCCCCCUGGACUCUGCUAAAACUCAUCACCACCUUCCCUCCUCCCAGCCCAGGAACAGGGAGUGGGGGAAGCACCAGACUUCCACAGCCUGCUCUCCGUGGCUGGGACUGUCAGCAUGAUGUCCAGAGCUUAUGAUGGUAGACUGUGACACUGGGUUUGGGCUGCAGCUGCAGUGUUUCUCCUUCCCUGCCACACAUCUUUGGUUAAAUUUGGUGGGAUUUGUUUUGUCUUUAGUUUCCCUUUCUCCCUGCAAGGUAAGUAGAUACAGGACACUUACCAGGACUGGUAGAACAGUUGCAGUGCUCAGCGGUGCUGAGGAGGUCUGGUGAGUGGAAAAGGAGUAGUGUUAGAUUUGCCUUGGGUGGAAGCAGCAGGAAGACCUGCUUCCCUGAAAUCCAAUCCCAGCACUGAACACUAUCACCCUGAGAGAAGAAUAUUGCAGCUUUAAGCCCUCAGGUUGCUUUACUACUAAAUACAAUGUUCUGUAAUUCUUUUUAACUCCUGGUUGAGAUUCUGGUUAUUUCUGCAUAAUCCGUGCUGUGAAAACCGUGCUUCACACAAAUUCCUCCAAGUUAAAAGAGAAGGGUUGUUACAUUCUUUUCUUUUUUUUUUUUGUUUUUGCACAGAGUAUGAAUAAAGUUCCCUCUGAGGGGAGAUCAUAAGGUUUCUUGUGGCUUUAAAGGGACUGACAAGUCCCCCUUUGUGGAACAGGGAGCGCAGUGCCCAAGCAGCUGUUUACUCUGGUGUUCAGUCAUCCGAAAAGUGACCAAACAUGAGUUCACCUAAAGGUAUCUUUUGGGUGUAAAUGCUUUUGAUUUUGGCUGGUGUCACAGAGGUCCUUACAAAGACACGGUGAGCAAUUUGCCAAGCCUAUGUUGCAAUUUAGGUAAAGUUGUUCUGAUAGCGCUGAUGUUUUUACACUGUAAGAAGGAUAUAAUCUAAACUGUCAAUUGGAAGUGAAAAUUACGAUGGUUAUACCUGAGGCAAACAUAUCUUUGUGCAAAGGGUUUGGACAGAACUCCUCCCAGUCAAGAGUUUGAAUGUAUGAACAGUGAAACAAGUAUUACUUACCAUUAUCUGAGGAGGGGGGAAACCACUUUUUUUCAGUCCAGACAUGCAGAAAGAUUCCUGUGGUGUUCGUGUCUCUGAAGAAAGAUGAUGUCAGGAAUGGCUUUGACGUCGCAGGUUCCCCGAUUAACGGGUUUUUCUGCUCUUUCAGCAGCACUUUUCCAUCUCUCAUAUCAUAACCCGAUGAAAUGUCUUUCUAAGAACUUGAUUAACUCUUUUCCCAGCCCACUGACAGUGCUCCUAACAGAUUCCCAACAGAUCCCAUGUUUGCCAUCACCCACAAACGUCCCACAGUGUCCGGGUUCUCCUCUGGAACAGAGUCCAGCGGGGCAGAUGCAAUUUUUUACUGCAUUUUAUAGUGUCAGUGAGUACCUUUUGGGGGGGAGUAGAGACUUGUGCCUGUGUAGUGUGUAAAACCACACUGUUACACCCAAAAUGUUUGUCAGGAUUUGGAGAGGCUUCUUUGCAGACUAAUAACUCUGUGCUGAAAAAAAAAAAGUCAACAAAGGCCUCCAAUCAGUCAUCCCGUCGAUGGGAUUAGGGAGCAUUUUGGAAUUAAUACGUGUAAAACUGUGGGGCUUGUAUUUUAAAUAAAGGGUGAUUAUUUGGUUGAUUUGGGAAUGCUCCUGCUUGGAGCUGAAGUGUUUAUUAAAGGGGUUUAGGAAAGAGCUCGAUGGAUAAAGGAGGUUUAUUGCUGGAUCUGCGUGUUGGGAGAUCAAAUCUUUUUUCUCCCUGUUGCCUUUUCUUUGAUUCCUCCUCCACCCCAAGGGACCCUGAUCAGCACUUGUGCAUCUGUUUAGGAUUUGUAGGAUUUGGUUGCUGUAUAGUCGGCAAUAUAAGAUCUGCAGUACCGUAAAUAAAUUCAUUUAUUUAAUCUUAUAACAAGUCUUUUUACUGGACUUAACUGAUUAUUUGGUGCAUAUAUUUAAUCUUAUUGUGUGAAAAAGCUGCUAUGGGAAAUAUGUAGAUUAUAAUAAAUAUGUAAACAUAAUUGAUUUUUCAUGUUAUGAAAAUGUUACGGAGGAACCGAUAUAUUUUAGUAUAAAAUAAUGGAAAUAUGCUGAAUUAUCUCUGAUAAAGCUUUACUGGAAAUGGUUUCGGUGUUGGCAGCCCCUCCAUGGUUUUUAUUUGUGUUGGUUUUGAGUCAGAUUUGUGUUGGUUUUGAGUCAGUUUUGUGUUGAAAAGACAUUUAAUUACCCUUGGAGCUUUCCCUUCAUCGUCACGUUGUGUUCCCCUGGCAGUGUGAGCGGGUGCUGUGCUGUGCUCCCUGGAGUGUGUGUUUGCAUCUGGCCCAGGGAAAGACUUGUUAAUUCAGGAGGCUCAGCCUAAUAACUCAUCUCUAAUAACCUGGACCUGUGAUCAGAGCAACGGGCUGGGAAACGAAACCAGUGGAUCGUAGUAUUUAAUCUCAAAUCCCAAAAUAUAGGUUUGUGUGUCUCCUGUUGCUAAAUGUGUCCUCCAAGUUUUUCAUUCUGUGUGGUUCCCUCGUGCUUUAAAGGGGGGAAAAAAAAAGAGAUGCGGUUAAAGAAUUCUCAUUUCUGCAAUUCCUGCCAGAGUGGCAGUUUCGUAACUCGACCAGCUAGAACUGUGCUAAGAAAAUUAUUGCUGAGCAUUGAAAGGAAGGGAGAAAAUCCACAGUAUUUCUGCAGGGCACAUUUCACACCCUGGUUUUAAAUUUCUGCUUCAUUCUUCCCAGUACACAAGCAGCUCCUUCCAGCCUGGCCAGGCACUGGAGCACAAGGGAUGGUGUUGAUAACUUUGCUUGACAUGGAUGGGAAUGUUUUUAUCUGUGUUCUCUGGGCUGUUUCUUGACAUGUUUACCUGAUCUUCAGUCUCUGGUUGCUGGGGCAGAGCAGUGGCAUUUGGGCAGCCCCCUGUGUGUGCACAGCCUGGGGUGCAGCUGUGGCUUCUCCCCAGGGCAGUGCAGGAGUGAGGGGCAGGCAGGGUUUGAGCAGGCACUGCUGGGGAGAUGAAUCUGCCCGUCCUGGGGAGCCACAACAUCCUUUCUUGAACAGCAUUGGUUUGGGGAGUGUUGCAUAUCGAAGUGAGGGAUUAACUCCUGCUGGAUGCUCAUGUCAAGCAGAGUUCUCAUUGCUAGUUUAGAAGUCCUUUCUUGGAAGGGUCUUAUGGUGACUGUGAGAAGAGUCAAGUUCCUCGCUGGAUGUUGAAAAUGAAAGAGCAGAAGUGGAUUUUGAAGUGAUGUGAAAAUGUCAGAUAAAUUGUUGGCAGCCUGUCCCCCAGGGCUGUGUCCCCUGAGGUGCUGCAUUCCCAAAACUGGAGCCAAGGCUGGUCCACCACUUCUGAUGGUGCAGCUCGUUCAGUCACAACUGGUUUAACCCCAAGCAUAGCAAUUUGUCUCCCAAGAUCACUUGAUGUGUAAUCUUCCUAUUUUUACUUUUCGUCCCAAAGCUUUCAUUAGAAACAGGAAGGAGAGGUAACAGCUGUGUCACUGCUGAGGGAGGAAAUAAUUCUGAAACUCCUUACAGCAGCAUGGAAUGAUGAAAUCCUUCAGAGCAACGUGCAGGACAGGAGACUGCAGUGAGGGACACACUGAGCCAAACCUGAGCCACGUUCUAGGUGACAUCUCUGUGCCCUGCACCUCUCCUGUCACUGCACAGCUGAACCAGUGGUUAUGCUUUCAGCUCUGAGUACAGAAGGAGCUGUUGGUCUGUCUGGUACUGAGUGAGGAAAGCAAUUAAAUGAACACUCUAGACCCAAAACAAAGCCCUUUCUCACAAAAUAUCCCAGACCUUGUAAAUGAGUUUCUGAUUGCACUUUCUGAUUUUUCUCUUUUCAUAUACGUUCUUGGAACUUCUACUGUAACUGUAACUAUUUUUGUUCUCACCUAUUGUGCAUUUUCUCUAUGUAUUAAACAAAAAGGCUUUGAUAUGUAAUUUAAUAAUAAAUUAGAAUUCUAA
Messenger RNA from Myiozetetes cayanensis, 4756 nucleotides. It is a transcript of the gene GOSR1, whose product is annotated as golgi SNAP receptor complex member 1. Gene Ontology annotation, molecular function: SNAP receptor activity. The transcript has 9 exons. Gene Ontology annotation, biological process: endoplasmic reticulum to Golgi vesicle-mediated transport; vesicle fusion. Gene Ontology annotation, cellular component: SNARE complex; Golgi medial cisterna; Golgi membrane. The coding region runs from base 14 to 760 and encodes 248 amino acids. The record is from RefSeq and is a predicted model, not a curated record. Lineage: Eukaryota; Metazoa; Chordata; Aves; Passeriformes; Tyrannidae.